AUGCUUAUCCAAAGAAGGAAUAAAAAUUCGAGGGGUCUUUUAACAAUAAUUGCUCUGUGUUGUAUUUCCAAAAUCACUGGUUAAGCCAUACUGACCCCAUCUGUCGACCCCCUACUAUACUAUAAAGCUACUAAUGAACAAUGCUUAAGAGAUGAAGAAUGCGCAUCUAAGUGCUGCUAUAGUAAACUAUGUAUGGAGACUCUUAAGGAAUGUGCUAGUCAACGACAGGAAUUAUUAUCUAAAAUCCUUUCUUAAAUGGAGCAGAGGCAAUUGGCUCUCCUAAGUCUUACUUAGACCGAUACUCCUUCUAUCCUUUCAACUAAUUAAGAGCAAAUCGCCUAUGUUAAUGGCACUAUUGGCCUUUUUGAUUCUUCAAUCGUUCAAAAUUUAAUACAUGAGUAUUCAUAGUUGAGUUCAAUAUCAGGUAAUACAGUUGAGAAUCAAAAUAUUUUGGAUAUACAAGAAUUAAUCCAAUUAGACUCCAAAAUCCUACUACCAUCAAUUAGUAGACGGGAAAUGAAUUCUGAGCAUUUGCUCGAGCAUUCAGUACUAUAAAAUGAUAUUUAAUCUGAAGGCUCAAGAGAAGGCGCCUAUCUUAAUAGCUAAGGAAACUAAAUCAGAUUUUAACAAGAUCAUAACGACGAAGAAGUACAGAAAUAACCAAAGCAAGCCCCAGUCUAAAGUAUAGUUGAUUCAUAAACUAAUAUGGAUAAACCAGACGAUGAAACACAAAUAAAUGGAUAAACACCAAGCUAAGUCUAAUCAUCAGAACUUAAGAAUUCUGAUAAAGAUAAUGAAAACACCCAUUAGGAGACAGAGGCCGAGUUAAAAGAAUCUUAAAAUGUUCAAUCCCCUGUUGUAGAAGAGUCCUCAUCUUUAACAAUAGAAUCAAAUAGAGAGCCUUAUCUAACAGCACUGGUCAUUUUGCUACUUUUAGUGUUGCUCGGUGCAGGUGGUUUGAUUGUGUUGGCCCUCAAAGGCGAUAGUUUCCAAAUGAGGUUGAAGGAGAAGCACUGGCUUUAUGAGUAGACGGACAUAGUUGAUGAUUAAUAUGUAAGACUAUUAUGA
Stylonychia lemnae is the source of this 1068-nucleotide messenger RNA. The record is from the annotation of a GenBank genome assembly. NCBI's taxonomy places the organism in Eukaryota, Ciliophora, Spirotrichea, Sporadotrichida, Oxytrichidae.